GCCGGCGUCGCUCUCGCUGCGGCAGCGGCGGCUCCGAGCGGGGCCCGGGGUGGCCCUGCCCGCUUUUCCCGGCUCUUCCCGGCUCUUCCCGGCCCUUCCCGGCCGUUCCCCCCCGGCCCGGCCAUGGCGCUGCUGCGGGCGGCCGCGCUGCCGGCCGAGGGCGGCCCGGCCUGGCUGCCCACGCACGUCCAGGUGACGGUGGUGCGGGCCCGCGGGCUGCGCUGCAAGGGCGGCGCCGGCAAAGGCAAAGCGGGCGGCAGCGACGCGUACACCGUGAUCCAGCUGGGCCGCGAGAAGUACAGCACCUCGGUGGCCGAGAAGAGCGGCGGCAGCCCCGAGUGGCGGGAGGAAUGUGCCUUCGAGCUGCCCUCCGAGCCCGGGCCCCGCGCCGGGCUGGUGCUCACCGUGAUGCACCGGGCGCUGGUGGGCAUGGACCGCUUCCUGGGGCAGGCCGUGGUGCCCCUGGAGCCCGCCCGGCAGCGCGGCAGGGAGCCCGACGAGCGGUGGCACAAGCUGCACUCCAAGGCCGGGAAGAAGGAGAAGGAGCGGGGUGAGAUCCUGGUGAGCAUCCAGUUCACGCGGAACAACCUCACGGCCAGCAUGUUCGACCUGUCCAUGAAGGAUAAACCGCGGUCCCCCUUCGGGAAGCUGAAGGACAAGGUGACAGGCAAGAAGAAAUAUGACCUGGAGUCGGCCUCUGCCAUCAUCCCCAGCAGCCUGGGCGCCCUGGACGUGGAGGAUGACUAUGAAUUGGGGGGCAAGAAGGCCAAAGUCAAGGGCUUCUUCCUGAAGAACAAGCUGCGCAAGUCGUCCCUGACGCAAUCCAACACUUCCCUGGGAUCCGACAGCACCAUCUCCUCUGCCAGCCUGAGCUUGGCAGCAAAUGUUCCUGAGGUAACCAAAUCCCCGAGCAGACACAGCAGUCUGUCCAUGGAGCGCUCUGUGAAAGACUAUUUGCCGUCUCCCACGCUGACCCACAAGAGAGCCUUCAGCGACGACGUCUCCCAGGUCAGCCCGGUGCCGGAGCCCAGAGCGACCCAAAGCCCGAAGCCAAAGAACGACCCCGCGUCCCGUUCCUCCCUCUGCAUCAACGGGAGCCACGUUUACGGCGACGAGCCCGCCCCGAGGAGCCCCGCGCCGGUGCCGCCGGGCUCUGCCCCGCUGCCCGUGCCCAGGAGGCAGGAGGAGGGGUUGGGCUUCGCCCCGCUCCAUCCCGACCCCCACGAGGCGCCCUGGGGGGCGGGCGGCUUCGAGAGGUCUCAGCAGAGGGAUGAGCCGAGGUUCAUCCCGUCCCCUCCCAGCUUAGCCCUGCAGGAAGAGCUCAAGGUCUCCACCAAGGCCGUCACGCUCAGCAACCACCUGGGCAGAGCCCGGAUGGAGGAGAGCGGCCGCCUGGAGAACAGGCCGGCUCAAGCCGUGCCUCCCACGGGCUCCUCCUCGGAGGCAGCGAAGGACCAACAGCCUGAGGAGGCCAGGAAGGAAGAGAAGAAACAAGGCGGCUUCUUCCACCACGGGGGCAGCCGGAGCGAGGCGGGCAGCAAAGGCCAGGGGGAGAAAGUGGGACCCUCCGGCCACGCCACGGCAGCGGGAGACGAGAGGAGCAAGAGCAGCGGCUGGUUUGGUUCAAAGGAGCCCAAAGAUUCCCCUCAGAAACCCAGUUUCCCGUGUGGGCCGCAUGCUUCACCAGAGGUCGCUGGGAGCUUUUAUUCCUCUGAGGAUUGCAGUCCCUCUGCCUCCCUAAGGCACACAGACCCAGAGGGGGAGUCUCCAGCCAAAAGCAUUGGUGUCCCCGUUCCUGAAACCACUCCCCCAUCACAAGGAGACCUUCCUCCUCCGGACACCGAACCCGCCGUCCCUCCGCCGCUCUCGGAGUGGGACGACACCUUCGAUGCCUUUGCCACCAGCAGGCUCAAGCCAGAAGGGAAGAAGGAAAACUUCUUUGCUUCCCUGGCAGCAGAGGGCAUGGCUUUCAUCGACGACGCCGAUGCCGCCAGCCCGACGGAGAGAGCGGCCAAGCCAGCCCACGAGAAGGGGGCGCAAGGAUUUGAAAAGGCCGAUUCCCAGAUCGGCGGCGAAAUGCCCGCGGCUCUUCGGUCUUGGACAAAUUUCUCCAGUUUAGAUGUGGGGGCCAACUUGGUGAGCACAACCCAGGAGGCCACGGUGAUAGAGGACGUGCUGAGCCCCGUGUCUGCGGGGUCCGUGGGGAGGAGGAGGAAGAGCAGCACGCCCAUGGUUUGGACAGCCGCGUUUGCGUCGGGGAACGCCGCGGAAAAAGAGGCUUCGACAGCUGGAAGUAACACUAGGGAGGGAGGGGACAGCGAUGAGGAGGAAUCCUCUAGUGCAGGGACAAAUGGCUGGAUGACCAUCGCCACGGAAACUGCUCCUGAGCCCUCGGAGAGCACCCAAAGCGUGGCCGAGGAGCGCGUGGGUCAGGACAGCGUGUUCAGACCCGCCUUCCUCGGCGACGGCGCCUUCGCCGGCAGCGCGUCCCGCGCCGCCGCCCGCGUGUUGCCCAGGACCCCCUUCCCCCCCGAGCUGGGCCCCGAAACCCUGCCAGGCAGCAACGUGGUGGCUGUGCCCCCACGGGUGGCAGCACGGCCGCUCCCUGCCCCUCCCGAGCCGGGGACGGAGCCCCAGGGAGCCGGGAAUGAGGAGGGCGCCUUCGACAUCCGGACGUCGGUGUACCGGCUCCAGGCCAGCAUGAGGCUGGAGGCCAGUGAAAGCCUCGUAAAGCUCAGCUCUGACAUCCGUGAGAGGCACGUCGUCCUCUCCCCAUGGACGGGGACCCAAGAGCGGGAGGAGAUCGUGGCCGGCUCGGCGGUGCCGCCCCCAAAACCUCCCCGGUGGUUCGCAGCUGCUGGUGUUGGAGGGGACGGGGAGGAGGAGGAGGCUCCUGGCCCACAGCGAGGCAAGGAGGAGCGAGGGGAAGACACAGAGCACCCAAAAGCAGAUGUGGAGUUGCCAAGGAGCCAUGUGAGCAGCGAGCCUGCUGUCCCAGCAUCUCCCAGCCCGCCUGCCCUGGGAGUGGACAUCACCGAAGCCAGGAGGGAGUUUCUGAUCUCCAAGGAUGCUGAAUCUGGGGACUCAACAGUGAGAGCCAGCGAGCUGGGAAAAGGGGAUACCUCUCUGGCGGAAGAGGCAUCGGAGAUGAACGAGACGGAUGCGGCUGAGCAGUUCGAGACGUGCGCAUCCAAGUUCUCCCUGGACAGAUUAGGCCAGUCGGGUGCUGAGCAAAGCUGGAGCUUGUCCCCUCAGAUGGGGCCCACAGACAGUGCCAAGUGGGAGAUGGCCUCCAAACAGGAGCCAUUCCCCGAGGAGCUCAGCAUUUCAGGACUAAACCCACCUUCCACGCUAGACCUGGGCCAGCCAGAAAUGUUCUGGACGGCUCUGGAAGAGCAGGAGGCAGCUGCUCAUCCCGCUGCUCUCAGCCCAAGGUUAGCACGCAGGGAGAGCUCAUCCCGGCCGGAGCCGGCAUGGGAUGAUGGUGAGGGGCGAGAGGGACAACAGCCUGAGCCUUGUGCCCCCACAGCAGUGGCCAGCCCUCCUGAGGAGGCAGAGCAGGGCAGACCCCCCCGCAGCGAGCCCGAGGGGCCGUGGCACUCGGCAGAGCGCAGGAUAGACUUCAAGAAGGCGGAUUUCUGGAAGCCAGACAGGGCGGAGGAGAGGCACGAGCAGGGAGCUCCAUCCCCGAAAAACCCCUUUACUCUGGCCCUCAGCCCGAACUCCCCAGGCAACCCCUUUGUGGAGACACCCCCAGACCCCCUCCCUGCUCAAGCCGCGCUGCCCGAAAAGCUUGACCGGGGCCCCUCGAGCUUCGCCGGCCUCCACGAGGAAGCCUCGUUCCUGCCCACUAACCCCGCCGGGCACCCGCUCGCGCAGCCUCCCUCCCCGCAUGCCAGCCAGCCCUUGGCCUCCUCCACCCCUUUCCUCGUGGCUGCCACUAACCCCCAGCAGUUUGGUUUCCCCUGCCCUGCCGUGUUUCCCGCCAGCAGCGGGGUCCCCGCCGCCUCCAGCCGCGCAGCCGCCCAGCCCUGCCCUUGGCCGCAGCCCGGGGACACACAGGCUUCAGCGCUCGUGGUUUUGCCCAGGGAGACACAGCCAGCUGAGAAGCCCCUUUUGCAGCAGACGACCAGUCCCCACCCGGUGAAGCCCAUCAGCGCCGCCGUGCAGGAGGUCUCUGCUGAGAAGAAGCAGCAGCACAGGUCCAGCCUGACCUCAGCCCUGAGCAAUGGCCUGGAGAAGCUGAGGACAGUCACCACGAGCAGCGUCCAGCCCGUGGCCCCGACCUCCCACCCGGAGAAAACGGACCCCAAGAAGUUAAAGGAUCCCACCGUGCUGGACCAGUCAGCCAAGUAUUACCACUUGACCCACGACGAGCUCAUCCAGCUGCUGCUGCAGAGGGAGAUGGAGCUGAGCAAGAAGGAGGAGCACAUCCACGAACUGGAGAACUACAUCGACCGGCUGCUGGUUCGCAUCAUGGAACAGUCUCCCACCCUCCUGCAGAUCCCCCUGGGGGAAGGCAGCACCAAGUAACCUCUGCCCAGAGACCAGCAGCACUCGCCUAGAGCACUUCUCCAGUAACCACGCUGCAAACAUCCCUGCACUCCCCCCCCUUCCUCUUCCCAGAGGGCUCCAGUGGCUUCUGUUCGCAGAGUUUAGCAGGGAAGGCUUGUCUGCUCCUUCCCAGCCCAAGCUUCUCCCAGCUCUGGCUCCAGGGAACUGUAGGGUGAGUGAUGGGCAGUCAUGCACCCUAUGGGGAGGAGCAGAGCCCUCCACAUGAGGCAGAUGCCUCCUUAGGUUCCUGUCCUUGUGACCAAGUGCCAUCUUCUCGGGCGCUCACCCUGCCAGUGCUUUAAGUGGCCCAUGGACAUCUGAGAGCUGGAAAACCACCUCGCCCACGACACUUCAUCCUGCUGCUGCUGCUCUUCUGCCCACACUCUUCCUCACCUGUCUUCUGAAGCGGUGUCCCCUGACUGGAGGAUGAUGUUGAACUGGUGGAGGACAGCGGGGAUGUUCAGACAUCUACCAGCAGGUUGGUGACUGCAGAGCGGGGCUGUUGUUGGAUGCCUCCUGCCCUUCCUGCCCCAUUCACCCCCCAGAUUGAAGGGUCUGUGUCUGAAGAGCCAGCUCCAGUUUGUGCCAGUUCCUGACCGCUGGGAGAUGCUACACAAAGGGACAGCAGUGGAGUUGGAGGCCACAAAGGACUUGAUCCAGUGUCACUGCCUGAGCAUGAGCUGUGUUGGCUCCUUCACUCCGUGGGUGCAGAGCGGUGAUGCUGCCUCAGUUCCUCCAAACUCAACUUGCAACAUGGAAAAGUGAUGGUUUGUGCACCAUGAGAGCUCCUUGCUCCCCACCCAACCCAUCCCCAGCCUGGCUGUGCCUCAGGGGGACGGACUCCUUUGUGUAUAAACCACAGCUCAGUUUUCUACUCAGUAUUCCAUGGGAAUUGCUCUCCAUGGCUGCCCCCAUCAUUGGCUCAGUGUUGUCUUUCCCAACCCAACAGGAAAAUGCCAUUGGACCAAAGUUCAUGGAUGUCUGACCAGCUGGCCACCUCUGCAUGACAUCCUGUGGGAUCAGGCUCCCACCAGACACUCCCUGUCACAGCUCACAAUCCAGGAAUCCUGGCAGAUCCACUUCCAGCCAGUGUUAGUGCCGAGCACUGCUGGAUCACAUCCACGUGCCACUGCUGGAUCUCUUGGGCCCAGCUCUGCUGGGAGCUGAGUGCUCCCAGCUGCUGACCAUGGAGGGACCAUCCAAAGGGCUCUGAUUUAUGUGGUUUAAUGAGAAUCCAGCACAGAUUUGGCAUUGGAAUUGCUGUGGAGGGGGAUGGAAAGGAUGUGGCUGCAUCUCUCAUCCUGCCAGGGUUUUGUCUAGAGAAGUGGUGGAGGGUUGGUUGGUGUGGGAUUUGAGCUGUCUUGACAUGUAAGGCAUCUUCCUCUUCUCUGUCUCCCAAAGUUACUGGAUUCUUUUAAAACCUCCAUACUCUUCUCUCCUUUCUUCCAUGUAUGCCAUGACUUUGAAAAACUGUGCCUUUUGCCAUAGGACAGUAGCAGUUUCCCACCCAGUUCUCUGAAAUCCAGUUCUCAUUUCCACACAGCCCAUCUGGGGCAGGUUUCUCUUCUGUUUUCCUGCUCACCCGAAAAAGUGAGUUUAUUUUUACAUGCAGAGCCUUCCCACCCCUGUGUGCAGGUACUUUGGGUCCUUGGCAGGAAUUCUGCACAGGAAGCUCAUGGGACGUGGGAGGCAGAGAGAUUAGGAGAUGACACAGGGAGGCAAGAGCAGGCCAAAUAUUCCAAGACAAAAUUCAGCUGGGUAAAGACAGUAUUGGGUCAGGAGAGAGGGAGGUUUGGUCCUGUCUGGUUAAACCAUCAUAUGAGGGGGAGGAUUUGUUACCUGGGAAGGUACCAGCCAUGAACUUCCAAUUCCUGCCUGCCUUGGCCCCUCACAUGGAAUAAUCUGAGGGUUUGCACUUCUCUACCUGUCCGUCCUGUCUUUGUGUUCCUCCUCCCUUUGUGUUUCUGGGAUAAGACCUGAGGCUCAGAAGGAAAAUGUUUCUCCCCUUUUAGAAAGUCCCAGAAAUAUCUCUGUGCCUCAGAUCCAAUGGCCUGAGCACCCCAUUCCCUUUCUGAGAGCCCCCAGAAGCUCUUCCUUUGAGGUGAAGGCGGGCAGGGAGGGGUUGUGGGCAGCUGGAAUUCAGCCCAGCCUUGGAAAAGCAGCACGGCACGGGAAUGAGGGCCAGGAGAAGGGGCAGGUGUAGCUCAAGUGGGCAUUAAUAAGGGGGAGGAGUAGAGCCAAAAUCUCCCAGGAGAAUCCCACACUGGCUCCCCACUCCCUAAAAACACAUCUGCUUCCUCGGAGCUCUCCCCCGGCAGCGCUGGCUCUGGAGGUGCUCCCCACACACGAGUGCCAGCGUUUCUAAGGAUCUCUCUCGCUGCACCUCCUCCCUGCCUUCUCCCCUCCUCUUCCAUCGUGUCUCACCACCCUCCCUCGGCCCCCACUGCCUUAGUCAGCUCUGCCUUUUAGCCAAAGCUUGAAUGUUUUGCACUCCAAUAUCUGAUGUUGCUCUCAGAGCUCAGCCGGGCGUGCAAGAGGUGCUUCCUCAUCUCCUGCCUUUAGAGCAACAGGAGCUUCCUCAAUAGGAGCUUCCUCAUCUGCCUUUCCAGCAACAGGAGCUUCCCCAUCUCCUGCCUUUCCAGCAACAGGAGCUUCCCCAUCUCCUGCCUUUCCAGCAAUACCUGCCCCUUCCAUCUCCUGCCUUUCGUGCAAGAGGUGCUUCCUUGUCUCCUGCCCUUCCAGCAACAGGAGCUUUCUCAUCUCCUGCUUUUAGAGCAAUAGGAGCUUCCCCAUCUCCUGCCUUUCCAGCAAUAGGUGCUUCCUCAUUUGCCUUUCCAGCAAGUAGGUGCUUCCUCACCUCCUGCCUUUGCAGCAAUACCUGCCCCUUCCAUCUCCUGCCUUUCCAGCAAUUCUCAAUUUUCCAGGUGCUUUCUCAACUCCUGCCUUUCCAGCAAGAGGUGCUUCCUCAUCUCUUGCCUUUCCAGCAAUAAGUGCUUCCUCAACUCCUGCCUUUCCAGCAAUACCUGCUCCCUCACCUCCUGCUUUCCCAGCAAUAGGAGCUUCCCUGUCUCCUGCCUUUCCAGCAAUACCUGCUCCCUCCAUCUCCUGCCUUUCCAGCAAUUCUCAGUUUUCCAGGUACUUUCUCAGCUCCUGUGUUUCCAGCAAUAGGUGCUUCCUCAUCUCCUGCCUUUCCAGCAAUACCUGUUCCCUCCAUCAUCUGCCUCUCCAGCAAUAAGUGCUUCCCCAUCUCCUGCCUUUCCAGCAAUAAAUGCUCCCUCCAUCCCCUGCCUUCCCAGCACUCCCUGCUCCCUCCCAUCUCCACAGGCCAAGGCAGGGUCUGGCACAGGUACCUUGGCGUGGGGUGUGAGGCAGGAGCUGCAAGAAGGAACAAGCAGUGAUGGGUGUUUCGUGUCUGUCCUCCAGUGUUUGGAAGUCCUGAGGUAUUUACAAAUUGACUUGUGUUUAGGAAAAGGCACCUUAGAGGUGCUCCUGUCUCUGUUCUCUGUUUCUCCACCCCCCUGUCCUGAAAAUGUGGGGCUUUUCCCACCACCCCCCCCAGACUGAUUCUGUCCAUCAGAGCAGCAGCUUGGCUACACCACAGCACUGAAACCAGAGUCUGUUUGAUUUGUUGUUAGAAGUUCCCAGAGGGAAAUGGUUUUGAGGACCUUGUGGAGGGAAGGGAUGAGGAAAAGAAUUGGUGUGUGUGGGGGAAAAUGUUCUCAAGUUGCCCAUGUUCUGUCUGGGGUUUAUCUUCGUAGUUAGUGAUCUAAAUCUCCGUUUUCUCACGAUUUAUUUGCCUGCCCAGGGGCAGGAGCAGAAUUCCUGCUCCUUGUUGGAGCCACACCGAGCUCUGUUCCUCUCUGCUGAACCCAGCAGCCCGCAAGGUUUCGCUGGGCCAGCAGCAGCUUUUCCCUGGCUCCAGUUUAAACACAGCCAUGAGGAUCCCUCUGUGGCUUUGCCUUUCUCCUGGACUUUGUUUUUCCAGGCCGUUCCACGUGGUUCCAGCAGGGUGCUGUUGCUCUGCUUUUCCUUUUCAGCCCAGGGUCCCGUUUCUUCCUUCUCAAGAACUUCGGCCGAGCGAUUUUAUUUUUCUCCUUGGCUGCUCCUUCUGGUCACAGGGUGGGCCAGAAGAACCACCGGGGUUUAUCCUUUAAAACUGGAACAAACCUGAAGAGAUGUGGAUUCCCAAGCGUAGACUCAGCCUUACGACUCGUCCGUGAAGAGACCGCCGCGUGUUUCGUGUUUUGUGGGGUGGCAAAACAUCCCAAAGCGGGAAAAGAAGCACCAGGGGGGGUUUGGAGUUGUUGAUUUCCCUGUACUUCACGUACCAAGGAAGUGGGUUCUGUGCGUUUCAUGUUUUAAUAGUUGCAACUAAUGUUUAUAAAGAGCUUGUUAUUUACGUUUUAAGCACUUUAAAGGAGGAAAAAAAAAAAAAUAAAAGUUGUUCAAGCUGUU
Molecule: messenger RNA, 9009 nt
Organism: Myiozetetes cayanensis
Lineage: Eukaryota; Metazoa; Chordata; Aves; Passeriformes; Tyrannidae
Gene: RAB11FIP5
Product: RAB11 family interacting protein 5
Biological process (GO): regulated exocytosis
Cellular component (GO): mitochondrion; recycling endosome; early endosome
Molecular function (GO): small GTPase binding
Source: RefSeq, a predicted model, not a curated record